GCCGAAAGGUCCGCUAUUUCAAAAAUAGAGCGAGAAAAGAGCAAUUUAUAUUUAAAAUACAUUUUUAUCACCUAAAUUUAGGAAAUUUUGAGUUGUGCUUAAAUUUAAUUCAAAUUAGUCAUGUCUAUUGCGUUAGCUUCUCCUAGAUAUGCUUUUGGUUUAAGAGUAGGCGUAUCUAAUAAUAUAGCAUAUAUCGACGAGCAUGUUAUAAUAUAUCCAGCAGGGUGUAACUGUAUUUUGUACAACAUUGAUCAAAGAACUCAGAGAUUUAUUGCGGGCACCGAGGGAAAUAUCGGAAUGACUGCAAUUGCUGUUAGUCCAAACAAAAGGUAUGUUGCUAUUGGUGAGAAAGGUGAAAAAGCUGUUGUAUCUAUAUAUGAUUUGCAUUCCUUAAAAAAGAAAAAAGUUCUUUCUUCUCCUGAUAACACAUCUAUUGAAUUUGUAUGUCUUGCUUUUUCACCUGAUUCAAAAAAUUUGAUUGUGCAAGGAGGUCGCCCUGAUUUAAUGUUACUUUAUUGGGCAUGGGAGAAGUCUAAACUAUUAGCUUCAUGUAAAGCAUCAAAUCAUCAAAGUGCAGUAGCCCAUCAGGUUACAUUUAAUCCAAAAGACAAUGAGCAAGUUUGUGUUAUUGGUCAUUGUGUAUUUAAAAUCUUUCGAUUUAUUGAGAAUAAUUUGAAACAAUUUGGUAAUCAAAAAUCAGAUGCCAGCUGUAAUUAUACUUGUCAAGCAUGGUUAAAUGAUGAACAACUUUUAAUUGGAACAGAUUCUGGAAAAGUUUUACUUUUUGAUAAUGGAGAUUUGAAGGGUGAAUUUAUUAUUUUAAAAAAUGAUAAUUCAUCCGUAACACAAACAGUUUCUAAGACUAAUAUUGGAAGUUUAGAAAGCAACACUUUAGAACCAGUAAAAAAAGGAACAGACUUAACUAUAAGCUGCAUAAUCACAUAUUCUAAAGGGUUUGUAUGUUCUGGUGGGUUGGGAGUUUAUGUAUUUGAAAGUUCUGAUGACAAAGAAAUAUUUAAGAAAACAAAAGAAAUUAAAAUACCUCUCAACCAAUCAAAUCAUGAAUUAAGUGAUGAUCUUAUAAGUUGUAUUGCAUUAAGUCCAUCUGAAGAAACUUUAUUGGCCAGUUCUUGCAAAAACCAGCUUUAUGCAAUUACUUUAUCUUCUGCAGAUUUGGGAAAGCAAGAUGAAGCAAUUGAAUUCGAGCUCUUAGCCCAGUCAUUUCACCAAGCACAAAUUACUGGAAUGGAUGUUUGUAUAAGAAAACCACUUAUUGCCACAUGUGGAAUGGAUAAAAGCAUAAGAAUCUGGAACUUUCAAAACAAUUCACUUGAAUUAUACAAAGAGUUUGAGGAUGAUGUAAUGAGUGUGGCUUUGCAUCCCACUGGUCUGUUUAUUUUAGCUGGCUUUAGUGAUAAGCUGAGAUGCAUGAACAUUUUGAUAGAUGAUAUCCGUACAGUGAAAGAGUUUAUGAUACGUGGAUGUAGAGAGUGUCUGUACAGCAAUGGUGGACAUUUGUUUGCUGCAGUUCAUGGAAAUGUUAUUCAAUUAUAUUCAUCACUAACAUUUGAAAAUGUAGGAAAUUUUAAAGGACACAGUGGAAAGAUACACUGCUUACGCUGGAGUUUAGAUGAUAGUAAAUUAGUAUCUUGUGGAACAGAUGGAGCAAUCUAUGAAUGGAAUACGUUACUCUUUAAAAGAGAAGGUGAAAAUGUUUUAAAAUCUUGCAGUUAUACAUGUCUGGCGAUGUCACCUGAUUCUCGUACAGUUUAUGCUGUUGGGUCUGAUCACACGAUAAAGGAAAUCUGUGAUGGACAGAUGCUACGAGAUGUGCCAGCAGGUAAAGAACUUCUAUCACAAGUAGUAUUAUCUCAUUCUGGAAAGAUGUUAUUUGCAGGCACUGUUAGUGGUGUUAUUCGUUCAUUUAAGUUUCCUUUAACAUUACCUGGUCAAUGGCAAGAUAAUGAAGUUCAUGCAGGAACUAUAUCAAAAAUGAAGGUAUCAUAUGAUGAUCAAUACCUGUUUACAGUUAGUGAGGAUGCGUGUUUAUUUAUCCAUAAAAUUGUUGACAAAGAUGGUGCUGGUAAACGUGAAAGUGAUGUUCCCUUUGCUGAAGAAGUUCUUAUUACCAGAUCAGAUUUAGAAGAAAAAAACACAACAAUGCAAGAGUUAAAAACAAGAGUUGAAGAGCUUAAAAUGGAAAAUGAAUACCAACUUCGUCUUAAAGACAUGAACUAUAAUGAAACAAUCAAACAGUUGACUGAGAAGUUUCUUCAGGAAAUUGAGUUGUUAAAAACAAAAAAUCAGAUACUUAAAACUGACCGGGAAAAAGAAGUUGAAAAACAGCAAGAAGAACUUGCUGAUCUACUUGCUCAUCAUAACAAACAACUCGAAGACAUUGACACAGUUAAUAACAAGAAGUUGAUGACUGAAUAUGAGAAAUACCAACAGUUGCAGAUUAAAAACCAACGCAAUCAAGAAGAGUUUGAAAAACUUCGACAACAGAUGGAAGAAUCGAGGGAAAAAGCACUCCAAGAAUUGACAGAGUUUUAUGAAAAAAAAUUACAAGAAAAAAAUUCACAUUUGGAUAAUCUAAAUGAAGAACUAGCUCAAAAUCUUCUUGAGUAUGAGGAAACAAAAAAACAGAUUGAAGAAGAUGCUGAUUGUGAAAUUCUAGAUAUUAAUAACAAAUAUGAAAAAAGACUAAGAGAUGAAAAAGAUGCUAAUCUAAGAUUAAAAGGAGAAACAGGUCUUAUGAAAAGAAAGUUCACAAGCCAACAAAAAGAGAUUGAAGAGCUUAAAUCAGAAAUCCAAAGGUUGCAUGGUGAAGAAGGAAAACUGCAAUCAACUAUUGAGUCUUUAGAAAAAGAUAUUUAUGGACUCAAAAAAGAAAUACAAGAAAGAGAAGAAACCAUUCAAGAUAAAGAAAAAAGAAUAUAUGACUUGAAGAAAAAGAAUCAAGAACUUGAAAAAUUUAAAUUUGUUCUUGAUUAUAAAAUUAAAGAGCUCAAAAAACAAAUUGAACCAAGGGAGAAUGAAGUUAAGGCUCUGAAGGAACAGAUACAUCAGAUGGAAAAUGAGCUGGAGAGAUUCCAAAAGCAAAAUACUGGGCUUGAAAUUAAUUUGGCUGAAUUACGACUUAAAAUCAAAGUUACUGAUAAUAAUCUUUAUCAAGAACGUCGCAUGGUUCAGGACUCGCAAGGUGUCAUAAAACGUUUUAAAUCUGAUUUGUAUAACUUAUCAGCUUUUCUCCAAGAUCCCAAAAAAUUUAAAGAAGGUUUUAACGACUUAUAUGAAAAGUAUAUUGGAAAUGAAAACCCUGAAAACACCAAUAUAGACAUAGAUAUUCACAAAGAAUACGCACGUCAACGAGAACAUUUGGAAAAAAGUAUUGCUUCUUUGCGCAAAAAACUUACAAAAGAUUCAGAGAUUCAUAGAGCUGAAAAUAUUCGAAUAAUACAAGAAAACUCGACUCUUAUCAAUGAAAUCAAUGAUCUGCGACGAAAUUUAAUAGUCGCAAAAAGAGAAAUACAGGGACUAGAAGCGGCCAUGAAAAUGCUCCGAAAACAUCAAAACUUACCCACAACUCCUGUUAAUACAAACGAUGAGCAUAUAAAGCUUGUAGAGCUUCAAAAACAAGAGAUUUGUAGAUUACGGUCUCAGAUUGCUGAUCUCGAAGCAAAAGUUAUUGAAAGAUCAAAUUCUUCAAACCGCUUACCGCCACUUCAUCAGUUAUCUAUAUAAUUUUGAAAUUAUAUUGAAAUUUUUUUUAAUUGAGCAUGUUAAUAUA
Messenger RNA from Hydra vulgaris (swiftwater hydra), 3790 nucleotides. RefSeq names its product cilia- and flagella-associated protein 57. The record is from RefSeq and is a predicted model, not a curated record. Gene Ontology annotation, molecular function: protein binding. Lineage: Eukaryota; Metazoa; Cnidaria; Hydrozoa; Anthoathecata; Hydridae.